AUGGGUGGUGAUCUCAACUUGAAGAAGAGUUUCCACCCUUCCCUCAUCAAGAACCAGGCCAAGGUCUGGGAGGAGGAACGCAAAGCACUCGAUGAGCGCAAGAAGACACAACAGCGCAUCAACGAGCUCAAGGAGGAGCGCGAGCGCGAAGAACUUCAGAAGAAGCUUGAGGCUGCAGGACACACCAAACGAGUCGACCGCGUCGAGUUUCUUUACAGCGGACCUACCGAUGGACAGACCGGCACGACCGAGGAGCGCGAGAGCUACCUCUUGGGCAAGCGCCGCAUCGAUAACUUGCUCAAGGGAACGGAACACAAGAACUUGGAGAAGCAAGCUGGGCAGGAGAGCUUCAUGGCCCUGCAGACGGCCAACACAGCACGCGACACAGCAGCCAAAGUUCGAGAAGAUCCUCUGCUCGCCAUCAAGCGACAGGAGCAGGCCGCCUACGAAGCCAUGAUGAACGAUCCUAUUAGGCGCCGGCAAUUACUUGCAUCUAUGGGUAUGGCAGACGAUAAGUCCAAGUCGAAAGACAAGGAGGAGAGACACAAGAGGAGGCAUCACAGACACCGGAACGACGACAAUGAUCGGGAAAGGCAUCGCAAGAGGCGGCGAUCCUACUCAAGAUCGAGAAGCCGAAGCCCGCGCCGUCGGCGAGACGACCCCAACGAAGUAGACCGCUCUGAAAGGCGGCAUCGACGCAGCGAUUCAGAAGACAGACAUCACCAGCGCAGACGUGCUUCAAGAUCCAGGUCCCCUCGGAGACGCGAUUCUGGUGAAAGAGACGAUUAUGACAGACGCGAUCGACGUGAUAGGCGUGACGACCGCGAACGGCGGCGCCGAGACUCAGACAAGGGCGCCGAGGAGGAAAGGGCGCGCAAGUUGGCGGCGAUGCAGGCAGCCGCUUCAGAUCUCGACACGGACCGGGAGCGUCGUCUGGCUGCUCUCGAAGAACGGGAAAACGCCGUGCGACAGGCCGAUGACCAGGCAAGAGAGCGAUCGGGCAAGUUUGGCGACAGGGAGUUUGUGAAUGGUCUGCAUCGCAAGGCCGGCAACAUGAGCCUCGGGGAGAGGAUGGGCCGGGGUAGACAGGGUCUGCAGAGAGACGAUGACUGA
Molecule: messenger RNA, 1113 nt
Organism: Colletotrichum godetiae
Lineage: Eukaryota; Fungi; Ascomycota; Sordariomycetes; Glomerellales; Glomerellaceae
Product: Pre-mRNA splicing factor-domain-containing protein
Exons: 2
Coding region: 1-1113 (370 amino acids)
Biological process (GO): mRNA splicing, via spliceosome
Cellular component (GO): U2-type spliceosomal complex
Source: RefSeq, a predicted model, not a curated record